ACCCUCCCAACACCCCCUUCUGCCCCUGUAAUUCCUAGUCUCCCCCUUCUCUCCUUCCCAGUUCCCACAACACCCUCCUUCACUCCACUCCCUCAUCAACCAACUUACCCGCCAAUUUCUCUCUCCUCCUCCCCUUUGCCCCAUUUCAAUCAUCCCUUACUCCGCCUCUCCAAUCCCUAGUUCUCACUCGAAAUUUGAUAACCUUCAUGUGUUUUUCUUCUCAAAUCUUUACCAGAUCAUUCUUUGUUCUUGCGGUUCUUCAACUUUUACUCCAUACCCACCUCGAUUUUGGGUUUUGAAGCUUGUAUGUUGACUUCUACUCCUAUUUGAACCAAGGGUUUUGAACUAUUAACUAUUGGGUUGUUUGUUGUUCAGACAGCUGUUGUUUGGUUUUGUUUGAAAGGCGAUAUUGUUUGGGUUGUUGAUUGUUGUGGCUGAGGAGUAAUGGUUGACCAUGGUUUGAUACACGGGCAAAGUCAUAAUUUAGCUCUUGGUCAUAACCAGGUGUUAGUGAUGGACCAUCACAAUCUUGCUAUUGGCCAGAGUCAUGAUUUAGGUUUGGGACAGAACCAUGAGCAUGAUUUGGAUUUGGGACAUCCACAGGACCAUGGAAUGAGUUUAGGACAGAGUCAGGACCAGGGAGUGGAUGAUGGUCAUAGCUAUGAACAUGAGAAUGGGUUAGCGAAGGAGCAGAAACCUGAGCAUGAAGGCUUAGAUUUACCUCUUCCUGCUCAUGACCAUGAGUUAGAUAUAUCCGAGCACAGUGAAUUGGGUGUUUCAGAAAACCAAGAACUUGAUGAGAACAUGGAACUAGUUGUAGUUCAGAAUCAGGAAAUGGGACUGGAGACCACUCAUGACAUUGGUGUUCAGCAAGCCCAGCUUGUAGUUACUCCCAGUCAUGUCCUUCAGGUACGUACUGUUGUUGCAAGCCCUAGUUAUGAGCUGCUUGUGGGUCAAGAAUUCCCGGAUGUCAAAAGCUGUCGGAGGGCAUUGAGGGACACAGCCAUUGCCCUUCACUUUGAAAUUCAGACCAUAAAAUCUGAUAAAACUCGCUUCACUGCUAAAUGUGCCAGUGAGGGAUGCCCCUGGCGCAUACAUGCUGCAAAGCUUCCUGGUGUACCUACUUUCACAAUCAGGACCAUCCAUGAGGCCCAUAAAUGUGGAGGAAUUGCUCACCUUGGCCAUCAGCAAGCCUCAGUUCAGUGGGUGGCAAGCACUGUGGAGCAACAGCUUCGAGAAAACCCCAAUUACAAGCCAAAGGAGAUUCUGGAAGAGAUUCACAAGAUGCAUGGUAUCACUUUAUCGUACAAGCAAGCCUGGCGGGGAAAGGAGCGGAUUAUGGCUGCUAUGCGUGGAUCCUUUGAAGAAGGGUAUCGCCUCCUUCCGCAGUAUUGUGAACAAGUUAAACGGAUGAAUCCGGGAAGUAUUGCAUCUGUUUAUGGGGGUUCCACUGACAAUUGCUUCCAGCGCCUCUUCAUAUCAUUUCAGGCAUCUAUUUAUGGUUUUCUGAAUGCAUGUCGCCCUCUCCUUGGGGUUGAUAAGACAUUCUUAAAAAGUAAGUACCUGGGGACUUUGCUUUUAGCUACUGGUUUUGAUGGGGAUGGUGGCCUGUUUCCUCUUGCUUUUGGUGUUGUUGAUGAGGAAAAUGACGAUAACUGGAUGUGGUUUCUUUCUGAACUUCAUACCCUGCUUGAGGUUAACACAGAGAACAUGCCCAGGCUUACAAUUUUGUCAGAUAGGCAGAAGGGCAUUGUGGAUGGUGUGGAGGCGAAUUUCCCGACUGCUUUUCAUGGAUUUUGCAUGCGUCACCUCAGUGAUAGUUUUUGUAAGGAGUUUAAUAAUACAAUGCUUGUCAACCUAUUAUGGGAAGCUGCUCAUGCUCUUACGGUGAUUGAAUUUGAAGCAAAAGUUUUAGAGAUCGAAGAAAUUUCACAAGAUGCUGCAUAUUGGAUUCGGCGAAUUCCUCCUCGUUUAUGGGCUACAGCUUAUUUUGAGGGAACAAGGUUUGGGCAUUUGACAGCCAACAUAGUGGAAUCACUAAAUACGUGGAUUUUGGAAGCCUCUGGGCUUCCAAUAAUUCAGAUGAUGGAAUGCAUUAGGAGGCAGCUUAUGACUUGGUUCAAUGAACGCCGAGAAACUAGUAUGCAGUGGACAUCAAUUCUUGUGCCAUCAGCUGAGAGGCAUGUUGCAGAGGCACUUGAGCGGGCACGCACUUAUCAGGUCCUUCGUGCCAAUGAAGCUGAAUUUGAAGUUAUAUCUCAUGAGGGAACAAAUAUUGUUGAUAUUCGGAAUCGUUGCUGCCUUUGCCGGGCUUGGCAGCUGUAUGGUUUGCCCUGUGCACAUGCUGUAGCGGCACUGCUUUCUUGCAGGCAGAAUGUCCAUCGAUUUACUGAGAGUUGUUUCACUGUUGCAACUUACCGGAAGACAUACUCACAAACUAUUCAUCCAAUUCCUGAUAAAACAUUAUGGAAGGAGGUAUCUGAGGGAGAUUCAACUGCAAGCAAAGCUUCUGAGAUUAUCAUAAAUCCACCUAAAUCACUUCGACCUCCUGGCCGACCAAGGAAAAAAAGAACCCGAGCAGAGGACCGUGGUCGCAUGAAGCGAGUUGUGCAUUGUAGCCGAUGCAAUCAGACAGGCCACUUUAGGACAACAUGUGCAGCACCCAUUUGAGUUGUCAUUGAGGAUAAUUUGAUCGAAGCUGAGUGAAUCUCCCUCCUCUGUAAAGAUUUUUCUUGGAUAUGUCUAUUAUUUAUGGAGAGCUAUUUGUUACCUUCAUAUGUCAAUACUGUAAUCCUUGUCCUUGACAUGAGGUAAAUUAAGCUCAUGGCUGCUAUCCUACUGAU
Messenger RNA from Ilex paraguariensis (yerba mate), 2843 nucleotides. NCBI's taxonomy places the organism in Eukaryota, Viridiplantae, Streptophyta, Magnoliopsida, Aquifoliales, Aquifoliaceae. The record is from the annotation of a GenBank genome assembly.